GCAGCGGCUGAACUUUCUGAUGGGACUUCCGCUUCCGGCAGCAGAACAACACUUCCGGUUUUCAGUUACUAUAGGAACCGCUCCGCGUUUGAAAGUGCGACGGUGCGUUCCGUAGGGUUUACUACCCCUGGAUACGUGCGUGGUCUGGAGACCCGGAGACAAGAAGCAAAAGAGCUCCUCUGCCCGGCUCCAUGUCGACCGUGGUAGCGCAGUCGGUGCAUGUUUUUGGCCUUCGAUGUCAGGUGGCUAACAGUAUCCUAUUCUUCGAUGAACACAUCGUUAUAUUUCCUUCAGGAAAUUACUGUGUGAAGUAUAAUGUGGAUCAGAAAUGGCAAAAAUUCAUUCCAGGCUCAGAAAAGAGUCAGGGCAUGCUGGCCUUGUCCAUCAGUCCCAACCGGCGAUACCUCGCUAUUUCUGAGAUCGCACAAGAAAAACCCAUUAUCACCAUUUACGAACUGUCAUCCAUUCCUUGCCGGAAGCGCAAAAUCCUUAGUAAUUUUGAUUUCCCAGUUCAGAGAUUUAUUAGCAUGGCUUUCUCUCCAGACUCCAAAUAUCUGUUGACUCAGACAUCACCUCCAGAGUCAAAUCUUGUCUAUUGGCUGUGGGAAAAGCAGAAAGUAAUGGCCAUCUUUAGAACCGACACUCAGAACAACGCAGUCUACCAGGUGAGUUUCAAUCCCCAGGAUAACACUCAAGUUUGUGUCACUGGAAAUGGGAUAUUUAAGCUGCUCCGUUUUGCCGGAGGAACCCUGAAGCAAACCAACUUUCAGAGAGGAGAACCCCAGAACUAUCUGGCCCAUACCUGGGUGUCUGAUGACAGGAUUGUUGUUGGCACUGAUACAGGCAAGCUCUUCCUCUUUGAAUCUGGAGAUCAGCGCUGGGAGACAAGCAUAAUGGUCAGGGAGCCCGCCAGGGAGACAAAGAACCUGGAGGAGAUCCAGGCAUCAGAGAGCCUGAUUGAAUUUCCGACCAUCAGUUCCCCAAUCCCUUCCUAUGAACAAGUCACCGUGGGCAGUAGCCACAGCCAGCUGACGAUGCCCCGGGUGUUUGCCAUUGCAGCCUAUUCAAAGGGAUUCAUCUGUUCUGCUGGGCCAGGGAGAGUCCUACUGUUUGAGAAGAUGGAAGGGAAGGAUUUUUACCGUGAGAGCAGGGAAAUCAGGAUUCCUGUGGACCUACAGAGCAAUGAGCCAAGUCAGUCUGAUAAACAGGAUGUCCUCUGCAUGUGCUUCAGCCCCUCAGAGGAGACCCUGAUUGCCAGCACCAGCAAGAACCAGCUCUACAGCAUCACCAUGUCCCUGACGGAGAUCAGCAAGGGGGAACCUGCUCACUUUGAGUAUCUGAUGUACCCAGUGCACUCAGCAUCCAUCACUGGCCUGGCUACUUGCAUCCGCAAACCCCUCAUUGCCACCUGCUCUCUGGAUCGAUCCAUUCGCAUCUGGAAUUAUGAAUCAAACACUCUGGAACUAUAUAAGGAAUACCAAGAAGAAGCAUAUGCAAUCAGCCUUCACCCAUCUGGACACUUCAUUGUGGUAGGGUUUGCUGACAAACUACACCUUAUGAAUCUACUCAUUGAUGAUAUACGUUCUUUCAAAGAAUAUUCUGUCAGAGGAUGCAGAGAGUGUUCCUUUAGCAAUGGAGGCCACUUAUUUGCUGCCGUCAGUGGAAAUGUGAUUCACAUUUUUACCACCACAAGCCUGGAGAACAUCUCAAACCUGAAAGGACACACAGGGAAGGUUCGUUCCAUUGUGUGGAAUAUGGAUGACAGCAAACUGGUUUCUUGUGGCACAGAUGGUGCUGUAUAUGAAUGGAAUCUGUCCUCAGGAAAGAGAGAGACAGAAUGUGUGAUCAAGUCCUGCAGCUACAACUGCGUUACUAUCUCCCCUGAUGCCAAAAUUAUCUUUGCUGUUGGAUCAGACCAGACCCUCAAGGAGAUUGCAGAUUCUUCGGUCCUGCGAGAGACGUCAGCAUUUGAUGUCGUCUAUACAGCUGUUGUCAUCUCACAUUCUGGGCGCAUGAUGUUUCUGGGCACCUCGAUGGGAAGCAUUCGUGCUGUGAAGUACCCUCUGCCUCUGCAGAAGGAAUUCAAUGAGUACCAGGCCCAUGCUGGUCCCAUCACCAAGAAUUGCCCUGAGCAAACAGGGAUCAUAGCCCAGGAGAUGUGUCUCUGCCUCCCCCUCAGGGUACGAAGGCCCUCCCUGGAGAUGUUGCUCACCUUUGAUGACCAGGUCCUGCUGACCACUGCAGAGGACGGCUGCCUGUUUACCUGGAAGGUCUUUGAUAAGGAUGGCCGGGGAACCAAGCGAGAGAGGGAGCUGGGCUUUGCCGAAGAGGUGCUUGUUACCAAAACAGACGUGGAAGAGAAGGCUCAGAUUAUGUUGGAGCUGAAGACCCGGGUGGAAGAAUUAAAAAUGGAGAAUGAGUAUCAACUUCGACUAAAGGAUAUGAACUAUUCUGAGAAGAUUAAAGAGCUAACAGAUAAGUUCAACCAGGAAAUGGAAUCCUUAAAAACAAAAAACCAGGUUUUAAAAACAGAAAAAGAAAAGCAAGAUGUACUGCAUCGUGAACACAUUGAAGACCUGCUGGACAAACAAAGCCAGGAACUGCAGGACCUGGAAAGUUGCAACAACCAAAAGUUGCUUCUAGAAUAUGAGAAGUAUCAGGAAUUGCAGCUCAAGUCCCAGAGGAUGCAGGAGGAGUACGAAAAACAACUUCGGGAUAAUGAUGAAACCAAGAGCCAGGCCCUAGAGGAGCUGACCGAGUUUUAUGAGGCCAAAUUGCAGGAGAAAACCACCUUCCUGGAAGAGGCCCAGGAAGAUGUCAGGCAGCAGCUGCGGGAGUUUGAAGAGACCAAGAACCAGAUUGAAGAAGAUGAAGACAGGGAAAUCCAAGAUAUCAAAACUAAGUAUGAGAAAAAGCUUCAGGAUGAAAAGGAAUCGAACCUGAGGCUCAAAGGAGAAACGGGCAUCAUGAGGAAGAAGUUCAGCAGCCUGCAGAAGGAGAUUGAAGAGCGAGCCAAUGAUGUUGAAAUCCUGAAGAGCGAGCAGGUAAAGCUGCAAGGAGUCAUUAAGUCCCUGGAGAAGAACAUCAUGGGCCUCAAGCGGGAGAUUCAGGAAAGAGAUGAGACGAUUCAAGACAAGGAGAAGCGAAUCUAUGAUCUGAAAAAGAAAAACCAAGAACUAGAGAAAUUUAAGUUUGUGCUCGACUACAAAAUAAAGGAGCUGAAGAAGCAAAUAGAACCUCGUGAGAAUGAGAUCAAGGUGAUGAAGGAACAGAUUCAGGAGAUGGAAGCAGAACUGGAGCGUUUCCAUAAGCAGAACACCCAGCUGGAGCUGAACAUCACAGAAUUGUGGCAGAAAUUAAGAGCCACUGACCAGGAGAUGCGCAGAGAAAGACAGAAGGAGCGGGACUUGGAGGCGCUAGUCAAACGGUUUAAAACAGACCUUCACAACUGCGUGGCGUAUAUCCAGGACCCCCGGCUGCUGAAGGAGAAGGUCCGAGGCCUCUUUGAGAAGUAUGUGCAGCAGGCAGACAUGGUGGAGAUCGCAGAGCUGAACACAGACCUGCAGCAGGAGUACACCCGCCAGCGGGAGCACCUGGAGAGGAACCUGGCCACUCUCAAGAAGAAAGUGGUCAAAGAGAGUGAGCUGCAUCGCGCCAAUUAUGUCCGCAUCAUGCAGGUUGCUCCUAGAGCUGUCCAGAGAGCCUGACUCCACUACUGCUGCAUCCACUUAAGCGCACAAUCAGGACUGCCAGUAGGGAUUCUUCUGCCAGAUUUGUUUGUGUAUCAGCAGCAUCUGAGGCAAUUAAUGUGAAUUAAUAUCAAAAGAGAAUAUCAGAAUCACAUUUAUAAGGCACAUACCUUUUUAUGUUUGUAUUUCUUUAAUGCCAUAAUUAAAAUACUGGAAUGGGGUUGGGCUGCAGUUGGAUUGGAACAAACCAGUUCCCAGCUUGGCCAGCUCAUAACCUAGCUAGGCAGAGUGCACUGAGAGUCAGGCCAGACCCAGGCAUGGUGGGUCUCGUGCUAUCUUACAGCCCCCCUGCCUACAAGCAGCCAACACCAUCAAACCACUGCCCUGUUCCUGGGCCAUGAAAGCAGCCAGAGGGCCAGAGGUAGGACUUGAUCCAAUUGGUGGCAUCCUUUAGCAUCAGCAGCUAACACACAGAGCCAUUGCUAAGUGUCUCAA
Messenger RNA from Manis javanica (Malayan pangolin), 4184 nucleotides. NCBI's taxonomy places the organism in Eukaryota, Metazoa, Chordata, Mammalia, Pholidota, Manidae. The record is from RefSeq and is a predicted model, not a curated record.